GAUAUAUGAAUGGACCAUAUAAAGCUCAGUGUUGGUAUCCACUGAGUCACUGCUGUAAUGGAAAUUCGGGUUCCCUUAGACACUUAAGUUUCGAGAAUUACGCCUUUUGAUGCUUACAAAACAACUCCUCUGUAACUUUGAACUAAUUCUCUUCUGGUAAUUUAUGUAAUUUCGGAUUUCUGUGGCACCUAUUCAAAUGUCAGCGGUUUGGCGUGUUGCUUCAAACCAUCCGAAAAAACUCGUUGCCGGGACACUAUGUAUGGUUUAUUUGUAUAAUUUUACGGAGGGGAAAUACCGAGACUACGUUUUACACCGGGAAAUAUGCUCCAGUGUUGCUUCGGAAAAUUACCAAACCAUUAACAGCAGACAAUCUCUACGCAGCGUAACGGUGUUUAUCAAUCCAUUCACGCGUCGUGGAGGUCUUUUAAAGGAGUUCGAAAAGCAUGCUGCUCCUAUUUUAUACCUAUCUGGUUUGGAUGUCACAACAGUUUAUUUAGACAAUGAUUCUGAAAUAAAAGACUUUGUGAAGGUGUUGGAUCAAACCAGCACUGAUGGUGUUAUAGUUGCUGGUGACGACAAUCUGAUCCAGAAAGCAGUUACAGGUUUGUUAUGUCGGAGUGAUUUUAAAACUAGUCUGUGGUCAUUACCAAUUGGAGCAGUGCCCGUAGGUAUAUGGAAUGGGUUUAUAAACUCCAUAUAUGAAAAAACAGUCGUCCCCAAGUGGUUCUAUAACGUUUUACAAUCUGUCCUACAACAGAACACCAAACGGCGAAAUAUUUUGGAAGUAAAAGUUGUUUCAGAAGAUAGUCAACCAACUGACCAAUCGAAGACAUCAUCUACAACGACUUAUUCUUUAUUAGGUAUUGAAUGGAAUAUUUGGAGAGAUAUAGAACUUGGUGGAGGUUGUGGUGCUAGUGAUAGGCAUAAAAAGCCAAAAAAUCCUAAUGAUCAUCGUGGUGUACUUACUACACUUUCUAUUUCAUCGCCAAAAUCUUGGAGUCGUAAUUUCGGUGCAUUAUGGCGAUCAACUUGGUAUUGGCUUAAAUCAUCCGAGAACAAUAUUCAAUUAAAUCUUCAAGAUAGUUCUAAAACUUCAUCGGAAGAAUCUUCUGAUUCUUCAGUGUCUGUAUCUGAAAAAAAGCCAAUAAAAAGUCUUGUAAAGUUGGCUCGCCUUACUUAUACUCCAAUGUGUACAGGAUGUUCGAAAUGUUGGGAGAAAAAGUUAAUGAGCUAUAAAGAAUUUUGUUCCGGUGUAAAAACGAAUAAAUCAAAAUCUUUAUUAGGCAAAAUAUUUGGAUUCUCAUUAAGUGAUCAUAAAAACAGCAAUAUUAAUAAUAAAUCAUUUAUUAAUAAUAAUAAGAGUAAGAAUAAUAAGAAUACAAUAAAUGAUGAAAAUUUACAAAUUGAAAAACAACUCAAAGCUAGCAGUGUCAUAGAUAAUCCAGAAUGUGAAGAACUAAAAGAAUUAUUGCUUGACAAUGCUUCAGGAUUGACAAUCACUCCAGAAGGAGAUCACAUUCGUUUAGAUAUUUUGCCUUGUUCCACCAGUUAUUGGGAUCAUAUAAAACAGUUUCGUUCAUGGCUCCUUUCUCAACCGUAUUCAUUUAAAUCUGGAAGCAGGGUGAUUUUGUGUGAUAAAUUGCGUUUGUUUCCUGAUCAAACUGAAAACGAGUUUUACUGGAUUGACAAUGAUUACUUUGAAGCCCGUCCGAUUGAAGUUAAUUUGCGACGCAACGCUGUCAAUUUUUUCAUGUAAUUCUGUUACUUCACCUAAAUAAACUAGAUUUUUUUUAUU
This is a messenger RNA of Schistosoma turkestanicum, 1795 nucleotides long. The record is from the annotation of a GenBank genome assembly. Lineage: Eukaryota; Metazoa; Platyhelminthes; Trematoda; Strigeidida; Schistosomatidae.